Messenger RNA from Salvelinus namaycush (lake trout), 693 nucleotides. Its product is annotated as wiskott-Aldrich syndrome protein family member 1-like. The record is from RefSeq and is a predicted model, not a curated record. Gene Ontology annotation, biological process: positive regulation of Arp2/3 complex-mediated actin nucleation; actin cytoskeleton organization. The transcript has 5 exons. Gene Ontology annotation, molecular function: Arp2/3 complex binding; protein kinase A regulatory subunit binding. NCBI's taxonomy places the organism in Eukaryota, Metazoa, Chordata, Actinopteri, Salmoniformes, Salmonidae. Bases 1 to 693 code for a protein of 230 amino acids. Gene Ontology annotation, cellular component: SCAR complex; cytoskeleton; lamellipodium.
AUGCCGUUGGUGAAGAGGAGUAUCGAGCCCAGGCACCUGUGCCACACAGUGCUGCCACGGGCCAUCAAGAAUGAGCUGGAGUGUGUGACCAAUGUGUCCCUAGCUAACGUCAUACGACAGCUCAGCAGCCUCAGUAAGUAUGCAGAGGACCUGUUUGGGGAGCUGUUCAACGAGGCCCACUCCUUCUCCUUCCGGGUCAACUCCCUGCAGGAGCGCGUGGACCGCCUCUCUAUCAGCGUCACACAGCUAGAUCCUAAAGAGGAGGAGUUAUCUCUCCAGGACAUCACUAUGAGGAAGGCGUUUAGGAGCUCCACCAUCCAGGACCAGCAGCUGUUUGCCCGCCAGUCGCUGCCCAUCCCCCUGCAAGAGACCUUUGACCUCUGCGAGCAGCCGCCACCCCUCAACAUCCUCACACCCUACAGGGAUGACGGUAAGGAGGGGCUGAAGUUCUACACCAACCCCUCCUACUUCUUUGACCUGUGGAGAGAGAAGAUGCUGCAGGACACAGAGGACAAGAGGAAGGAGAAGAGGAAACAGAAGUUCCAGGCACCACGCCCAGGCCUACAGUGCGCCUAUUCCGGCCUAAGCCAUCCGUCUGCCGCAGUGCAUCUGAGCCCUCCGUCUCCCCAGCGCCAUCUGAGCAUCCGUCUCCCACGCCAUCUGAGCCAUCCGUUCUCCACCAGCGCCAUCUGA